AUGUCCAAGUCAUCAGUUGAAACAUAUUCUUUAAUUGAACUUCCAUCAAUUUCAACACCUUCGAAUCCAAAUCGUCGACAAAUGCCAAUGAAUAAUGAUGAUCAAAAAACAAAAAUUACUGAAUCCUAUACACCUGAAAAUGGUUCACCGGCUCGUAGCUCUCCUGCUCGUGUUCGUUUUCUUGAACCUUAUUCUGCUAAUAAUACAACACCAAAAAGUUCAAAAUCAAUUAAAAAUGUUCCAUCAUUUGAAAGUUUUGAAGCAUCAUCCAUAGAAAAUCUCAACGAUCUUCAUCAUGAUGGACCUAAUUCUGUUAGUCGUGGCCUUCAAACAGAUAUUAGUAAUGCAUCAGUGAUUGACUGGGUAUUAGGACAAAAGAGUUCAUCGACUGGCGAUAGUGUCUUUCGAAAUGAACAAGCUCCAGAUCUCAGUACAGAAAAAGAUCGUGUGCGUGUUAUUGUUCGUGUUCGACCAGUAAAUAAUCGUGAAACGGAAAAAAAUGAUCGAUCAGUAGUACAGUGCGAAGGUGAAAAUUCUAUUUUAGUCGAAGGUGCACAACAUAAUCGACGAUUUACAUUUGAUAGUGUUUUUGAUGUAUCAUCAACACAAGAAGAAGUAUUUCAUUAUAGUGGCAUCAAACGUUUAGUCGAUAUGGCUAUUGAAGGAUAUAUUUCAACUUGUUUUGCAUACGGUCAAACUGGUAGUGGAAAAACACAUACCAUGAUUGGUCCUGGAGGCGCUGCCAUUUUUCGUAUGGAUGAAAAUUAUCGUAUAAAAAACUUUGGUUUAGUUCCACGAGCAAUUAAUUAUUUAUUUCAACAAUUACGAGAAAAAGCUCAAGAAACAAAUACUCCUUAUUAUAUCCGUGUAUCCUAUUGUGAAAUCUAUAAUGAACAAAUUCGUGAUUUAAUUAAUCCAUCACAUAGUGAAAGUUUACAAGUACGUGGUUCAAUUGAAGAUGGAUUCUAUGUUGAAAAUCUCUUUCAAACAUAUAUUGAAACUAUGGAUGAAUUAUUAACAAUACUUGAAGAAGGCGAAUUAAAUCGUGCUAUGGCUUCACAUAAUCUUAAUGAUACGUCAAGUCGUAGUCAUGCAAUGCUUUCAAUACAAAUUGAACAAGAUUUACAAGCUACUGAUGAUCCUAAAGAACAAAGGACUCGACAAGGAAAAUUAGUUUUUGUUGAUUUAGCUGGAAGUGAAAAAGUCAAAGUAAGUCUUUCGAAAGGCAAACAACUAACCGAAACCAAUAAUAUCAAUAAAAGUUUACUUACACUUGGUACAUGUAUUUCGGCAUUAAGUGAUCCUGUUAAACGUGCUGGUCAUAUUCCAUAUCGUGAUUCAAAAUUAACACGUCUAUUAGCAGAUAGUUUAGGUGGACAUGGAAUAACUUUAAUGAUUGCAUGUAUAUCUCCAGCAAGUUCAUGUGAAAAUGAAAGUUUAAGUACAUUACGUUAUGCUAAUCGUGCAAAAAAUAUUGAAAAUGCUCCUAUAAUAAAAACGGAUUCAAAAGAAAAUGUUAUUAAUCGUUUAAAACGUGAAGUACGAAAAUUAAAAGAUGAAAAUUAUGAAUUAAGACAAAAAUUAGGCAUUCAAACAAAUACAUUACCUAAACUUAAAAAUCGUAGUUCAGAGUCCGCUUCACUAACAUCAAUGCGUUCUUCAGCAAGUAUUGAUACAUAUGAUAAUCGUCAAGAUAAUCAAGAUCGAUUGAGUGGUACAACAACAAAAAAAAUUCGAACCGAUCAUGAAAUAUUAACAAGAGAAAAUGAAAAACUUGUUAGAAAACUUGAUCAAGUUAUGAGAGAACAACAAACACAGCCCGGUGAUAAACAUGUUAUUGUUGUUGAAGAAGAUCCUUCAGGACAAGAAUUAAAUUCAUCAUAUAGUCGUCGAAUGAAUAAAAAUUAUUCUCAAGAAUCGAAUAGAGACAUAUCAGAACUUGUACGUCAACCAUCUUAUGCAACAAGAUAUCGAACUACUCGUGAGAGAUAUCCUGAUGAUACUUCACCUCAACGACGUACAGCAACGAUUGUACGACGUGUACCAGAUACAGCUGUAGUAGAAGGUAAACAUCAUCAAAAUUAA
This is a messenger RNA of Rotaria sp. Silwood1, 2085 nucleotides long. Lineage: Eukaryota; Metazoa; Rotifera; Eurotatoria; Philodinida; Philodinidae. The record is from the annotation of a GenBank genome assembly.